This is a messenger RNA of Fraxinus pennsylvanica, 1299 nucleotides long. Lineage: Eukaryota; Viridiplantae; Streptophyta; Magnoliopsida; Lamiales; Oleaceae. The record is from the annotation of a GenBank genome assembly.
AUGCAACCUGGUGGUAGAGAUUUGGAAGCCAUGAAUUUCAAUUCCUUGUUAAAUCAAGAACAAUCACUUCAAGAAAUGAAUAAUCAUCAAAAUGGUCAACCCCAGAUGUCAUCCCACUUCGAUCCGACGUCGUCUCAUGAUGAUUUCCUCGACCACAUGCUGUCGUCUAUCCCAUCUUCGAACUCCAGUUUUAACUGGGAUGUGUCCUCUGUCGCGGCUCGAGCCGACCACCCGCCGCCUUCGACUCUGCUUAGCCAAUUUGAUGACCAGUCAACUCAGUUAGUUUCAAAGCUGAGGCAGCACCAGAUCAGCAGCGGCGCCGCCAAGGCCUUGAUGCUCCAGCAGCAGUUGUUGCUGUCCAGAGGACUCGCCGGAAACGGGCUCCGGUCGCCGUCUGGGGUCUGCGGCGGUGAGAGUGGUCUUCUGCAGAUCCCUUUAAGUGUUAAUAAUGGUGACCACGCCGACGUCGUUGAUGAGUCCUUCCAAUCGGCUAAUCCGGCUAAUGAUGCAUCAAUGCAAGGUUUAUUCAAUGGAUUCGCUGGAUCUCUUGGUCAAACUACAAACCAAUCUCAGCAUUUCCACCACCCUCAGGCACAGAAUUUUGGUGCAGCAGUUCCUGGGAUGAAUCAGCCUGCGGCAAGUGGUUCAACCGGCGGAGGGACGCCGGCGCAGCCUAGGCAGAGGGUUAGAGCAAGGAGAGGACAGGCCACAGACCCUCACAGCAUCGCUGAAAGAUUACGCAGAGAGAGAAUUGCGGAGAGAAUGAAGGCUUUGCAGGAGAUUGUACCCAAUGCUAAUAAGACGGACAAGGCUUCGAUGCUCGAUGAGAUCAUAGAUUAUGUAAAAUUCCUCCAGCUCCAAGUCAAAGUUCUUAGCAUGAGUCGAUUGGGUGGCGCUGGAGCUGUUUCCCCUCUCUUAGCCGAUAUGUCCUCUGAGGGAAACGGAACACAAACGGCGUCAUCAUCCAACAACAACGAGACCAUGACAGUGACGGAAAACCAGGUGGCAAAGUUGAUGGAAGAGGACAUGGGCACCGCCAUGCAGUAUCUCCAAGGGAAAGGGUUGUGCCUCAUGCCAAUCUCAUUAGCCACCGCCAUCUCCACCGUCACGUGUCACUCCAGGAACCCGUUAGCCGCCACCAACAACCACCUCAACAGUAGCAACAAUCCACUAAUAAGUGGUGAGCACGGUGGGCCCUCGUCACCUAACAUGUCGGCUUUGACCGUCCAAUCUGCCGCAAUUGGUGGUAACGGUGCUGGAGAAGCGUUCGUUAAAGACGCAACUUCGGUUUCCAAGUGA